AUGGACGAGUUCUCGUCCCCUUACAUCCAAUUCGAGGGUGGCGCAAAGCCGCGGCCGGCCGGCCUCAGCUCCGGCGGCACCGCACCGCGGGUCAGCGCCAGCGCACAGCCUCCGCCUCCUCCCUCGGCGACGCAUGCCCGCGGCAGCCGGGAGUCGUUGGCCGACGGCGGCGCGCGGCGGCGUGGCGCGUUCGCGCGGGCGUGCAGGUGGUGCUGCGGCAAGCGCGAGCCAGAGGCACGCCACAUCCGUCUCAACGCCACCCGGCCGACGCCGCGGCGGUACGCGAGGAACCUCGUGGUCAACACGAAGUACUCCUUCUUCAGCUUCGUGCCGAAGGUGCUGUACGAGCAGUUUUCGCAGUUUUUCAACCUCUACUUCCUCGUGGUCGCCCUCUCGCAGCUCUUCCCGCCUCUCCAGAUCGGGCUCCUCUUCACCUACAUCGCGCCGCUCGCGUUCGUGCUGGCCGUCACCAUGUGCAAGGAGGGCUUCGACGACUACAAGCGGUACCGCACCGACCGCGAGAUCAACACGGAGCUGUACACCCGCCUCACGCCCGGCGGAGGCGACGUCACCGUCGCCGCGCAAGACAUCUCUGUCGGGCAUGUGCUGCGGGUGCGUGCCAACCAGCGCGUGCCUGCCGACCUGCUGCUGCUGCGCACCAAGGAGUCGUCCGGCAUACUCUUCCUGCGCACGGACCAGCUCGACGGAGAGGAGGAGGCUGGGAGCUGCGCCUCGCGCGGGACCAGCCAGCGGAGGGAGAGCCGUCAGGCUCUCGCCGAGGCGAGCGGCGGCGUGUACGCGCCCGAGCCGACCGCCGACAUCUACGCGUUUGAGGGCGACCCUCGCCCUGGGCCGAAACGGACCUCAGGCCAAGCUCACCUCGCCCCCGCCCCGCCAGGCGACCUCACCCUCUCCGACUCGGAGGGCGACGCCACCGAGCCGCUCUCGCUCGACAACACUCUCUGGGCGGGGACGGUCCUCGCCUCGGGCGAGGCGCUCGCGCUCGUCCUGUACACGGGCACCGACACGCGCGGCGCGAUGAACUCGGCGCCGCCCCGAUCCAAGGCGGGCUCGGCUCUCGCCAAGGAGUGGUGGUGGUGGUGCGAGGCACGGCCGAUCCUUCUCAGAGACGAGCGUCACCCGCAGGCGCUGCUCGACUUUUGCCGCUUCCUGCUCCUCUUCUCCUCCAUCAUCCCGAUCUCCCUGCGCGUCGCGCUCGACAUGGCCGAGCUCUCGCACCGCCGCAGAGGCCCCUCGCUCACGACCGAGAGCAGCCGCCGGCAGGUCCGCUCCUCCACGCUGCCCGAGGAGCUCGGCGGCAUCGACUUCCUCCUCACCGACAAGACGGGCACCCUCACGCGCAACGAGAUGCUCUUCCGCAAGCUCCACCUCGGCUUCGCCUUCCUCUCGCCCCAGGCGAGGGGCGGCCCUCGCACCACGGAUACACAACAACGCUUCGGGCGCACCUCGGGCGCACCUCGGGCGCACCUCGGGCGCACCUCGGGCGCACAAGCUCGGGCCAGGCCCGGCCUCCCGCUUGCUUCCCCACAUCGCCCCUUCCCGCCGCAGACGCUCGGGGAGGCGCAGGCCGCGGGCGCCUCGCCGGACGAGCUCUCGCUCGUCGUCUUCGCGGCGCGCUGCGGGCUGGUGCUGCACGAGCGGACUCCGACUCGCAUCGUGGUGCACGAGCCGUCGGGCCGGCUGCGCGGCUUCGAGCUGCUCGGCGAGAUGCCCUUCUCGUCCGAGCUCAAGCGGAUGGGAGUGCUGCUGCGCGACGAGUCGACGGGCGCCAUCCAGUUCCUCGCUAAGGGGGCCGAGUCGGUGAUGGCCGAGCGGGUGGCCUCUUCGGACUGGAUGGAGGAGGAGGUCGGCAACCUGGCGCGGGAGGGGCUGCGCACGCUCGUCGUGGCGGCGCGCGGCCUGUCGGCUCCUCCUCUCGCCGCCGAGGAGACUACCGCGGUACGGGGGCGUCUCGCUCGGGCGGGGCGCGCCGAGGCGACCCGCGCGGCGUGGGAGAUGCUGCAGGAGGACAUGCGGCUGCUCUGCGUGACGGCCGUCGAGGACCGGCUGCAGGCGAGUCUCGGCACACCUCGGCUGAUCGCUGCGACCUCUGCUGCUCCGCGUGACGGCCCGAGGGUGCGGACGUGGAUGCUGACGGGGGACAAGCUCGAGACGGCGUGGGUCAUCGCGCAGAACGCGUCGCUCGUCACGCGGCGGCAGCGCAUGUACCAGGUCGCCGUCCGCUCGUCGGGCGACGAGAAGGAGAGGCGGCGCGAGGCGCGGCAGGCGCUGCAGGGUUACCCGCAGGGCAAGUUCAACGCGCCGUGCCUCGUCCUCGACGGCGCCGCCCUCUCGCUCUGCGUCUCGCACCACCAGCAGCUCUUCAUGGAGGUUGCUUGCGCCGCGCCCGCCGUCAUCUGCUGCCGCUGCACCCCCACCCAAAAGGCGGAGAUCGUGCAGCUGAUCCGGAUGACGCAGCCAAAGGCGUGCACCGCCGCCAUCGGCGACGGCGGCAACGACGUCGGCAUGAUCCAGGCGGCGCACGUCGGCAUCGGCAUCCAGGGGCGCGAGGGGCGGCAGGCGGCGCUCGCCGCCGACUUUUCGCUGCAGCAGUUCUCGCACCUGGGGAGGCUGGUGCUGUGGCACGGCCGCAACUGCUACAUGCGCUCGGCGACGCUGUCGCAGUUUGUGAUCCACCGCGGGCUGAUCAUCUCCGUCAUCCAGGCGGUCUUCUCGUCGCUCUUUUACUUUGCGCCCGUCGCGCUGUACAACGGCGUCCUCGUCGCCGGCUACGCCACCAUCUUCACGUACGGGCCCCUCUUCUCGCUCGUGCUUGACGAGGACGUCUCCGAGCCGAACGCGCUCAAGUUCCCCGAGCUGUACCGCGAGCUGCAGAAGCGGCGCCACCUCCCCAGCGAGGCCCUCCUCCUCGACCUCGGGGCCUCUCGGACCUUCCUCGUGUGGACGUGGAAGGCCGUCUACCAGGGGUGCGUCAUCAUGCUGGGCGGGAUCGUCCUCUUCGAGCAGCGCUUCGUGCACGUGGUGGGCAUCACCUUCACCGCCCUCAUCCUCACCGAGCUGCUCAUGGUCGCGGUCGAGGUCAAGCGCUGGCACCCGCUCAUGCUGCUCGCGCAGCUGCUCACGCUCCUCGUCUACCUCGCCUGCAUCGUCGCCCUCUCCUCGCCCGACUUUGCGGGCGGCACCAUGGCCAUCUUCGACCUGCGUUUCAUGCUCUCCGUUCCCUUCGCCUUCCGCGUCACCAUCCUCACCGCCGCGUCGACGCUCCCCAUCUGGUGCGGGAAGGCGUGCUCGCACUACUGCUCCCCGCGCGUGGUGAGCAAGCUGUCGUGA
Messenger RNA from Emiliania huxleyi CCMP1516, 3351 nucleotides. RefSeq lists its product as hypothetical. Gene Ontology annotation, molecular function: ATP hydrolysis activity; ATP binding; magnesium ion binding. NCBI's taxonomy places the organism in Eukaryota, Haptophyta, Isochrysidales, Noelaerhabdaceae. The transcript has 10 exons. The record is from RefSeq and is a predicted model, not a curated record. Bases 1 to 3351 code for a protein of 1116 amino acids. Gene Ontology annotation, biological process: endocytosis; retrograde vesicle-mediated transport, Golgi to endoplasmic reticulum; phospholipid translocation. Gene Ontology annotation, cellular component: endosome; trans-Golgi network; plasma membrane.